This is a messenger RNA of Rhopalosiphum maidis (corn leaf aphid), 1866 nucleotides long. RefSeq lists its product as uncharacterized. The record is from RefSeq and is a predicted model, not a curated record. The transcript has 3 exons. NCBI's taxonomy places the organism in Eukaryota, Metazoa, Arthropoda, Insecta, Hemiptera, Aphididae. Gene Ontology annotation, molecular function: oxidoreductase activity, acting on the CH-CH group of donors; flavin adenine dinucleotide binding. The coding region runs from base 139 to 1788 and encodes 549 amino acids.
UAAAAAAUUCAAGUAAAAUAUAUUUUUAAUUUUUAGUAUAAUUCUUUUGAUUUAUAUCUGGUAUUCUGGUAUUGAGUAUUGACUAUUGAUAUAAAAUUCUUUCAUUGAUAUGUUUUAAUUUCAAUUUAUUAAUUUACAAUGUGGAGUGUUAUAAGCCGACGUGUAUUCUUCAGGAAAUUCGAACGGCAACUCAUUGUUCGUUGCACGUCUACAAACGAUUCAUACGGACUAGAUAAAAUCAAAUCAAUACCUGUUCCGGAUAUAGUGAGAAAACCAGCGCGCUUACCAUUUUUGAAAUCAAUAUAUGCUGGUCAGUAUGAUAUCGAAGUCCUUACAUAUCCAGAAACACUUAAUCUGGAGAGGUUCAAGGACCUGGAAUCCCGAGUGCAACAAGUCCAACACAAUUGUACGAAAAUUGAAACAGUCCGGCAACUAGGACUAUUCGGCAUGAGUGCUCCAUACCCAUGUUCAGGCCUCAACCUAUCUGACACUGAAAUCGCUCGUGUAUUUGAAUACUUUGAUUCCAAUACAUUCAAAUCCGUGUUUAAUCACACACUCUGCGUAGAUAUUAUAAAAACUUUUGGUACACCUAAUCAAAAAUCUAAAUAUUUACCAUUGCUCGCAUCGGGCGCUGUAUGCACGUUGCAUAUCAAUACUGUAAUGGGUACACAAUUGCCCAACGAGAGUUGGGAACUCACUGGGUCGGUGAAAAAUUCUGCAGAUGUCUUAUUGUUAUUCGUAAUUGGAAAUAAAGCGUACAUAGUAGAAAAGGAUAAAACUUUUGUUAAUGGAGAAAAUUUAGAAUUGAGACAGGUGGUCGUUAAUCCAGAUGAUGUAAUGGAAAAUGUUAAUUUAACAAAAAUUAUGCACAAGAGUAAAUUAUAUACGUGUUCCUUAUUGACUACGUCGAUGAAGAGAGUUGUUCAAUCAACCAUUCAAAGUAUAAUACCAAAAACUAGGUUAAAUCUAAAAUUAAGAGAAUAUGAUUCUGUUCUGAAAAUAUUAGCAAAAUCAUUGAUUAAUAUAUACACACUUGAAAGUAUGAUAUAUCUAACCACAUGGAUGACUGAUGGAUUUGAUGAUCCAGACAUCGAGCUAGAAUCAGCUUCUAUACAGCUAUUUGCUCGUCAAACUGUUGACAAUAUAUUAUUAGAUUUAAAAAUGGUAAAUGGAAGAAAUUCAAUAAAUGAACAGUUUUUAUCUUUGUGCAACGAGGUAGAGGAUUUAGUUGAAAGUUUGGAAGGAAGUAUGAAACUAGCUAAUUUUAUUAGUAGUCAAGGUGUGGAGUUUUUUAAUAAAUCUGAUUAUAAAGAAAAUGUUUCAUUCCUGACUGCAGCUUAUAGAAAUAUAAUGAUGAAAAGAAAUGAACCAAGUUUAAAAUAUGGUCUUCAACAAUUUCUACAUCCUGCACUUAAGCAUGCUGCAAAAUUUCUUGAGUAUGACGUAUUGAAAUUUCAAUUUAUAAUUGAUCAAUGUCAUGCUGCUGGUCAACUGAACACUGAUAAUCAAAUGCUUAUGGAAAGGUUGUCUACAGUAAUUGUAUACAUUUAUGCCAUGACAGCAGUGCUCGGUAGAGCUUCUAGAUCAUAUUGUACUGGAAUCCGGUUUUGUGAUUAUGAAAUGAAUACUGGAGAAACGGUGGUUAGAGAAUCAUGUGCUUUGCUUAAACCAAUCUUAGAAGAACUGAUGAGUGGUAAAUAUAUUGCAACAGAUUCAGUCUACGAAUCAUUUGCCGACCAAUUAUUAGUUAAUGAUAAUAAUAAAAAUCGAGAACAAAUAGAGACGUAAGAUGUAUAAUUUAUACUUUAUUACAUUUUUAUGUUUCUAAUUAAUUUGUAUAUAGUUUAAAUAAAAUAUUUUUAAUUU